This is a messenger RNA of Debaryomyces hansenii CBS767, 849 nucleotides long. RefSeq lists its product as uncharacterized. Gene Ontology annotation, molecular function: zinc ion binding. Bases 1 to 849 code for a protein of 282 amino acids. Gene Ontology annotation, cellular component: cytoplasm. The record is from RefSeq and is a predicted model, not a curated record. NCBI's taxonomy places the organism in Eukaryota, Fungi, Ascomycota, Pichiomycetes, Serinales, Debaryomycetaceae. The transcript has a single exon.
AUGUCACAGGCGGGUGUUAAUAAGAAUCUAUUCGUCAAUGAGACAAAAACUCAUCCUGAUCAAGGUAUAAUGAACAUAGGUAAACAAUGCCAUAAAUGUCAACAAGUUGAUUUUCUCCCAUUUCAUUGUGAAUAUUGCAACUUUACAUACUGCUCGAAGCAUCGAAACUUGGAAUCCCAUCAAUGUCCAGCAAAACCACAAGAAAAAACUAGGGCCAACCAACAAUACGAUGCAACAGCUGCAUCUUUAUUUCCAGAUAGAGAAAAAGAUAAAUUAAAACUAGAGAAUUCGAUAAAUAAUGCCACGCCCAAGGCAACCAAUAUUCUUGGUCGUAACGGGGCCCAAGGAACGGUGCUUGCCAAGUUUUCCAAAUUCUUGAGGCUACAAAAGAACAAGAAAAAGAGCGAUAAUAAGGUGAUGGGGAUAUUCAAGAAGAAGAGCGUGCCGCAGGCUCGUAGUAAAGUUGCUGAGAUGGCAAUACUCCGUCGGGAAGCCAAGGGAGACACCAAGGUAGGUGAUACCGACAAGAUCUAUCUCUGGUGUCUAUACAUCAACCCCAAACAGGUGUCAGAAAAUGCAGAAGAGGACAUAUUUUCCAAUAUCGACGUUGACAUGGAGAAAAAAGCAGUCUGGGUCUCGAAACAGUGGUCGGUGGGUAGGGCCUUGGACUCGAUAGCCGAUAAUUUGAACAUCGUCAACAUCAAUAACCGUACGCGUGAGUCGGAUGAGAGACUCUGCAUUUGUAAAGUCAACGACGACGACCUGCCGGCAAUGGUCGAGACUGCCGAUAGAUGCUCUAAAGCACUCAAAAACGCCGAUGUCAUCUAUUUAGUCAGAGGCAGUAUAUAG